CCUCAGCAGCAACUUCCUGGAGUCCUGCCUUUUGAGGGAGCAGGUGUCUGUAAACACACUCAGCUGCCCGUCGUCAUUUCUUGCCAUCAGGGAUGGGGGCCAGUUUCUGCUCUCGUGGGGAUGAGCCCCUGUUCUUGUUCCACACAGGCCUGAAGGAAGCCAACGAUAUCGUUCUGUACCUGAAGCCCUUGCGUAUCUUGCUGGAGGAGAUGGAACAGGCCGACUUUACGGCGCUCCCGACCUUCAUCACCAAGGUGCUGUACACCAUCUGCUUCAUCUGGGCCACCUCCGAGCACUACAACACACCCUCCCGGAUCAUUGUCAUCCUGCAGGAGUUCUGCAACCAGCUCAUCGACAUGACGCGGACCUUCCUGAGCCCCGAGGAGGUGCUGAAAGGCCUGCAGGGGGAAAUUGAGGAGGUUCUGACCGGCAUCACUCUGUCUGUGAAUGUCCUGAAGGAGCUGUACCGGGUCUACGACUUCUGUUGUGCAAACAUGAAGCUUUUCUUCAAGAAGAACAAGGAGCCGGUGCCUUGGGAAUUCCCUUCUUCUCUUGCCUUUUCCAGAAUAAAUUCCUUCUUCCGCCGUGUCCAGACCAUCGAGGUACAGGUGGAAUUUGGCUCCCCUCCCUCUUAGGAGAACUGCACCUUGCUUGUAGGUGGGCUCCCAGGAGGGAAAUGAAAGUCACACCCAAACAUCUGUGUCCCUGGGAAGCCAAGUCACUGGGUUGCCCCCACCAGGCCCAGAGCUGUUAACCCAGAACAAAGCGGUCCAUUUCAGUUGCUUUUCCCUCUUCUCCUGCCUUCUGUCCACAAGCAGGUUAAUGACAAGUUCAUUGACCUGGGUCAGGAAGCCUGCAGGCCAAGGGAGAGGGUGAGAGGGACUAAGUUAGCACAACUGAGGUUUUAAGAAGGACCUUAUUUGGAUACAUGGAAUGACAUGGGACAAAUAACACUUCUAAAGAGGUUCAGAACAGUUUCCUCUGGGGAGAAGAGGUGAGAGGUGAAGGCAUGUCUAGGGCAAGAAGGUUUUCCUUCUUAUUUUGUAAUCUGUAGGGGGUCUCUUUUUUGGACAUAUUUUGUAUACGUGUUACACUAUUUAAAAAAAUAAAGCAGGGUUGUGGGGGCAGUGGAUCCUAGAACCACUGGGCAGUGACUUUUUGAGGGAUGCUGUCAGCGGGGGCUCUGGGAAGGCCUCUACGGCUCCCAUCCAUACCCUCUGGGAGGCAGAGCAAGAAACCCCUUGAGAAGCUAUAUCUUGGUUACAGAGCGUUUCUUCAUGCCCCAAGGCUCCCAGCUCGAGAACUUGAGGGUCCCAGCCGAGCUUCUGGCCAAAUAGCUGCUGGUUCCUACAUUGUAGAUUCUGAAUUGGGAUGGAGCUUCUGGGA
Odocoileus virginianus texanus is the source of this 1386-nucleotide messenger RNA. The record is from RefSeq and is a predicted model, not a curated record. NCBI's taxonomy places the organism in Eukaryota, Metazoa, Chordata, Mammalia, Artiodactyla, Cervidae.